UCUACCGGGAUUGUUGACGGGAGGGUCGGUUCGCCGCGUGCAGGAGGAAAGCGGACGGUUACCGGGAGCGCGCGGAGCUCGACGGGGUCGCGAGAUGAUCAAGACGGAGAAGGUCCUCCACCUGCGGAGCAGCCGAGGCCGCAAAGUCCGAGUGGUCCGUGAACACUACCUGAGGGGCGUGCCCUGCUACAGCCGCCUGUGUCAGGACGAGGGCUGCGAGAACGAUGGGAAGCUCCUCCCAGCAGACCUGACCCACUACGUGGUCCCGGACGCCGGCGUGGUCCUGGACUUCCUGGAGGUUCUGGAGUUCCGGGAGCUGCAGGGGGUGGUCUUCACGCAGACCGCCUGCCAGGCGCUGCAGAGCAAAGGCCGCAGGUACUACAACCGCCUGCGGGCCCUCCUGAAAGACCCCCGACACGACUGUUUGUUUGCGAACGACUUCCAGGAGUUUUCGUUCUGCAGCAGAGAGAAGGGCGAGAGUCUGGAGGACUGGCAGACCAGGAGUGUGUACUCGGCUGCAGUGUGGUACUACAACCACCUGGUGGGGCAGAUCAGCAUCGUGAUGAUCACCGAGGACGAAGACGCCGGCUCGUACGGCAGCCGGAACUCCGGCGUCUUCGUCAUCACAGUGAAGGACUACCUGCAGAGCUUCUGGCCAGAGCUGCCGGCGGCUCAGGAGCUCUACGCCUCCAUCGUCCAGGCGCAGCAGGAGAAGGAGGCCGACGACUCGCAGAGGGAGUACUGCGAGCACCUGCCGGCCGAGGUCCUGGAGGCCGGCAUCAAGUCCGGACGCUACGUCCAGGGUUCUCUGAAUGUGAGCAAACACCGAGCGCAGAACGAAGCCUUCGUCCAGACCGACGGACUCUCCGAGGAGAAAGCAGACCUGAGCUCGGGCGUGCUGGUGUUCGGCUGGAAGCACCGGAACCGCGUGCACGGCGAUGUGGUGGCGGUGGAGCUGCUGCCCAGCGAGUGGAGGGGGAGGGGCACGGCCCUGACGGAGGGACCCGGGGACGAGAAGGCGGAGGACGACCACAGUAAACCCAUGGCUACUGGUCGCGUGGGGAUCCUGCAGAGGAACUGGAGGGACUACGUGGUGACAUUCCCCUCCAGAGACGGGACCCAGUCCCAGACCAGGACCUCCCAGCGGAUCCUGUCAGUUCCCUGGGACCCCGCCCCCAAGAUCCGCAUCAGCACCCAGCAGGCCGACGCCCUGCAGGAGCACAGGGUGGUGGUGCGCAUCGACUCGUGGGAGAGCAGCUCGCUGUAUCCCAACGGCCACAGUGUGCGAGUGCUGGGCCGGGCCGGCGAGCUGGAGACCGAGAUCCAGACCAUCCUGGUCGAGAACUGCAUCCACGUCCCACCGUUCUCGGACGCCCAGCUCAGAGAGAUGCCGGUGAACUCUCCGGAGAAGCCAUGGUGCAUCGACCCGGCUGAGCGGCGGAGGCGGGACCUGAGGACGACCCACCUGGUGUUCAGCAUCGACCCGCGGGGCUGCGAGGACGUGGACGACACGCUGUCGGUGCGGCGCCUCGCCGGGGGGAAGCUGCUGGAGCUCGGCGUUCACGCCGACGUCACGCAUUUCGUAGCCCCGGGUUCCCUCACCGACCUGGAGGCUCGUGCCAGAGCGACCACGUACUACCUGGCAGACCGCCGCUACGACAUGCUGCCCUCCGUCCUCAGCAGUGACCUCUGCUCGCCUGGCGGAGUCGACAGGUAUGCGAUGAGCGUGCUGUGGGAGUUGGACGCCGAGUCGCUGGCUGUGCGCUCGGUGUGGUUCGGCCGGACGCUGAUCCGCUCGUCCUACCAGCUGCACUACGAGCUGGCCCAGGCGCUGCUGGACGGCGAGGCCGCCGACGUGCCCGAGCUCGCCCGCUUGGACGCCACAGAGAAGGACGCCCGGCUGGCCGCGCUCAUCCAGGCGCUGGAGACGCUGACGCACGUGGCCCGACACCUGAGGGCGCUGCGGGACCGCCAGGGGGCGCUGGAGCUGGAGGGCGGGAGGUGCGCGCUCAGCUGGACGAGCAGAAGAACAUCACGGCUCUGGUUCCCCCCAGCCGCUGGAGGUCCACGAGACCGUGGCCGAGUGCAUGAUCUAUGCCAACCACUGGGUGGCGCGCAAGAUCCAGGAGAGCUUCCCCACCCGGGCACUGCUGCGCCGACACCCGCCGCCGCGCCACGAGCUGUUCGGCCCGCUGGUGGAGAGCGCCACCGCCCGGGCUUCAGCGUGGACACCAGGACCAACAAAUCUUUGGCCGACUCUCUGGACCAGGCCCUGGACCCAGAGGACCCGCUGGUGAACCGGCUGCUGAGGAUGAUGGCCACGCAGGCCAUGUCUCAGGCGCUGUACUUCUCCACCGGAGCUCAGCCGGAGGAGCAGUUCUACCACUACGGUCUGGCUCUGGAUCGCUACACACACUUCACCUCUCCGAUCCGGCGCUACGCCGAUAUGGUGGUGCACCGCCUCCUGGUGGCCGCGCUGCAGGCCGACCCAGAGGCCAAGACUCCGAGCGGCAGGGAGGUGGAGGAGACGGCCCAGCACAUCAACGGCAAGAACAAGGCCGCCCAGCGCGCCCAGAACCUGUCCACCGCCCUGUUCCAGUGUCUGUACUUCAAGGACAAAGACCCUCAGAGCGACCCGCGCUGCAUCGCCGACGCCGUCAUCUAUGCCCUGCGAGACAACGGCGUGCUGGUGUUUACCCGAGUACGCGCUGAAAGGAGCCGUGUACCUGCGGAACAAGGAGGGCCAGGUGGCGAUGGCGGCGGCCCGGACGGCGGCUGUGAUUGGCUGGCCGGCUCCGUGCGGCGCUUCCCGGAUCGCGUCGUCACACGACGCGGCGGCGGCGGCGACUCCACAUUCAGACUGUUUGAGCACCUGACGGUUCGGAUCUCGGUCCGCAGCUCGUCGAGUCACGGAGACGCUCUGGACCUGGAGCUGCUGAGGAAGGCGCCACACCGUGGCGUGGGGCCCCCGGCAGGGACGGCGGCGGCGGGCCGCAGCCAGCUGGUGCAGGAGGUGGUGCGCCGGGCGGAAGAGGCGGCGCAGGAGAGGGCGGUGCAACAGCAGCAGCCGCGGCUCUCCAGGGAGGAGAAGGAGUUCUGCCAGAGCCGGACCCCCAACCUGUACUCCCUGCUGGAAGGUGCGGGAGCUGGCGCUCAGGGAGCUGCAGGAGAACCCACAGACCAGGCAGGCAGCGCUUAGCGGCGCCACGGCGCCCACGCUUUAAUGUGAAGUAUCUGCCGAGUCAUC
Molecule: messenger RNA, 3247 nt
Organism: Salarias fasciatus (jewelled blenny)
Lineage: Eukaryota; Metazoa; Chordata; Actinopteri; Blenniiformes; Blenniidae
Gene: dis3l
Product: DIS3 like exosome 3'-5' exoribonuclease
Biological process (GO): rRNA catabolic process; mRNA catabolic process
Cellular component (GO): cytoplasmic exosome (RNase complex)
Molecular function (GO): RNA binding; 3'-5'-RNA exonuclease activity
Source: RefSeq, a predicted model, not a curated record